AUGAGCUAUUUGAUGUAUUGGGGGCAGCACAUCUCAACGUGGAACAUAAAAGAAAAAGAGUGUCAAUUGAAGAAAAAGAUACCAAAACAUGGAUUAGUUGUACAACUUAUUUUAUCUGACUACAUGAACUCUCGAUGUCAACUGGACUUGACUGACAUGCAGUCAGAGCCAGAUAAAGAUUAUCGAUUCAUUAUGAAUUAUCAAGAUCAUUUAACCAAAUUCACAAUUCUUCGUCCUCUUAAGACGAAGACUGCCGAGGAAAUGGCCUACCAACUCAUAGACAUAUUUUGUUUAUUCGGUGCCCCAUGUAUACUUCAAAGCGACAAUGGUCGUGAAUUCGUAAAUAAAAUAAUUAAAAGUUUGGCCGAUAUGUGGCCUGGAAUGAAGCUUGUUAAUGGUAAACCGCGACAUUCUCAGAGUCAGGGUUCGGUCGAACCAAGAUAUUUGUGA
This is a messenger RNA of Camponotus floridanus (Florida carpenter ant), 450 nucleotides long. RefSeq names its product KRAB-A domain-containing protein 2-like. Bases 1 to 450 code for a protein of 149 amino acids. The transcript is spliced from 2 exons. Gene Ontology annotation, biological process: DNA integration. Lineage: Eukaryota; Metazoa; Arthropoda; Insecta; Hymenoptera; Formicidae. The record is from RefSeq and is a predicted model, not a curated record. Gene Ontology annotation, molecular function: nucleic acid binding.